Messenger RNA from Symbiodinium natans, 846 nucleotides. The record is from the annotation of a GenBank genome assembly. Lineage: Eukaryota; Dinophyceae; Suessiales; Symbiodiniaceae.
AUGGAGGCGGACCACACCACGCGGGUGCCUGUCAAGGACCUCUCUUGUGUCGGCGAGGUCGCUGCCCUUCAACAUCUUGACGGCCUUACCUGGGCAGACGUGAAGAAGAUGCUAAACUCCCGGUCGGCGCGGGUCUCCGAUGACCCGCGCAUGAUGGCAGUUGUGGCUGAGAUCCAGAAGAAGGAGUCGGACGACUGCGUGCUGGGAAUCAUUUCCACCUCAGCCUACAUGACUCCCGCCUACUACCCGAAGCAUCGGAACUUGGCCCGCAUCCUUGGCACGGACGUGAACUUGCUCUCAGUGAACGUUUCGUUCUAUGAGGCGCUGCGCGCUGGGUUCCCGAUCUUCAGCCUCUUUGAUGACAUGUCGACGCCGGAGUUCCGGGCCUGGUUCCACACCCCGGAGUGUGUGCAGAUACUGGAUUCCUUCCGUGACCGCCCCGCUUGCUCCGCAGCAGCUGCGCAAAGCCUGCGGAAGCGGCUGGAGGAGGAGCGGAACGCCGGCCUGAUCUCCGGGCAUGGACGCCGCCUCAUGCUCACUGCGAUCGAAAUCUUCGACACUGAGGCCUGCGAAUGCCGCCCGGCCAACGCAGCGGCCUCCUUGGUGUUGGCCCUGUGUCGUGCUCAGGCCUUGCUUGAAGCACCGACACUCCGAAGUGAGCGUGAAGACUCUGCCGUCAAUCGCGAUGUGAUCGAGCUGGUCACACGAGCGGAAGAGCUUAUCAAAGACUACAGUUGGGACGAGGGCUUUGUCUUCGGGCGGCUUGUGGGAAGCCCAUGGAACUUCUGGUGGCUGCUGAAGCUCCUGCAGGAGGCUAUGGAGCAGAUCUUCCCCAUGAUGAUGUAG